GCAGCCGCGAAGGUUCCCAUUCGCGUUGUCGCAAUCUACAAGCACCAUGUCUAACUUGAACGAGCCGUUCUACCUCCGAUACUACUCGGGCCAUCAAGGCCGCUUCGGACACGAGUUCCUCGAGUUCGACUUCCGCGUCGUUGGAGAUGGUCGCAGCGCUACUGCCCGCUACGCGAACAAUUCCAACUACAGGAAUGACAGUCUCAUUCGGAAAGAGAUGUUUGUGAGCUCAAUAGUUGUGGAAGAGAUCAAGAGGAUAGUGAGGGAAAGCGAGAUCAUGAAGGAAGAUGACGCAAAGUGGCCGACUAAGAACAAGGACGGAAGACAGGAGUUGGAAAUUCGCCUUGGAAACGAGCACAUUUCCUUUGAGACGGCCAAGAUCGGCUCGAUUAACGACGUGACAGAAUCUGCAGAUCCUGAAGGCCUCCGCGUCUUCUACUAUCUUGUUCAGGAUCUCAAGGCGUUGGUUUUUAGUCUAAUUUCCCUCCACUUCAAGAUCAAGCCCAUCUGAGUCCUCAAUAUGCUCACCACAGGCUGUCAUGGUGUCGGUCGUGGAG
Messenger RNA from Thermothelomyces thermophilus ATCC 42464, 557 nucleotides. RefSeq lists its product as uncharacterized. The coding region runs from base 47 to 511 and encodes 154 amino acids. NCBI's taxonomy places the organism in Eukaryota, Fungi, Ascomycota, Sordariomycetes, Sordariales, Chaetomiaceae. The record is from RefSeq and is a predicted model, not a curated record. Gene Ontology annotation, cellular component: exon-exon junction complex; nucleus. The transcript has 6 exons. Gene Ontology annotation, biological process: RNA splicing.